AUUAUCGAUAUUUAUGAUUUAUCUAUGUUAUCCGUCUUCUGCUAAGAGAAGAGGUUAGAUUUUCGCUUUUUCCGAUUCAAAAUUAAAAUUAUAUUAAACAAUUAUUUUCAUGUGAAGUAAUAUAAGCAACACCGAAAAUUAAUAUUCAAAAUGGCUUGUCACUUCAUGGGCCAUCCGGCAUUCAGAAAUAUUAUUUUCAGAAAUAAUUCCUCUGAAUUCUUUUCACAGAAUUUGAUACGAACGUUGAAUCAUUCAUGUGGCGGCACUUCUACUACUACUCUGUUUAGUAGUAAGACUGAUGCAGGAACAGAAAGUUCUCCACCGAAUAGUUCGAACUUUGAAGGGAAUGUUGAUAAGACUGAACUGGAGAAACAUCAACAGCUUGUGAAUGAGUGGUGGGACCCAAGGGGCCACAUGAAAGGCCUUCACGCUAUGAAUGACUUGAGGGUGAAGUUUAUAGCUAAUGGUUUUAUAAAUGCUGGACAACUAAAAGAAGAUGAAACACAAGUAAACUCCAAAUACCUGCAAGGUUUGAAAAUAUGUGAUGUAGGCUGCGGAGGUGGAAUCCUAUCAGAAGUCUUAGCUCGUCUUGGAGCCGAUGUUACAGGCAUAGAACCUGGUGACGAUCUUGUAAAAUUGGCAACAGCGCAUGCAGAAGCCAGCACAUUGCCUAAUAAACCAAAGUACAUCUGUAGCUCGAUAGAGGAACACGCGAAAUCGGCAGAGAACACGUACGAUGGUUUAGUCGCGUCAGAAGUUGUCGAGCAUGUUCCAAAUAAGAAAGAAUUUCUUGAAGCAUGUCUACAAACUAUAAAGCCCGGGGGUUCACUAUUCAUAACAACACCAAAUCGCACGUUCGCCAGCUGGCUGGGUUCAGUGGUGAUUGCCGAAAAUGUGCUCAACAUUGUGCCCAAAGGAAUUCACAACUGGAAUCUGUUCAUCACACCCAGUGAAUUGAAAGCCAUUCUCGAAAAGCUUGGUUGUCGGAAUGUACUAAUGAACGGAGCGAUGUAUGACUUCAUAACUAACAGAUGGUUCUUCAGUACCUCACAGUUUCACUAUGUUCUACAUGCAGUUAAAGUUGAUAGGAGUAUUGAAUAAAACAGAUAAUUCUGGAUUUAUAAAAGCUUUCACAUUAUUUUAUAGUGGUGUCUGAUGUGUCAUAUAUUUAUACAAGUUCUCCGUUUCUAGAAUAAUUAUUAUGCUUCUUCAGUAUUUUCUGUGAAACUUAUCUGGCACAAGUAAUCUCCUUUUAAGCUUGUAUGUACUAGUUGAUUUUGUGAAUGUAUAAUAUUUGUAUUCUGUACCAUUAUAUUUUGAUUAAUGUAUCAUUCUAUGAAAUAAAUAUUCCAUAUCAUAAAUUA
Nilaparvata lugens (brown planthopper) is the source of this 1364-nucleotide messenger RNA. It is a transcript of the gene Coq3, whose product is annotated as ubiquinone biosynthesis O-methyltransferase, mitochondrial. The coding region runs from base 151 to 1101 and encodes 316 amino acids. Gene Ontology annotation, biological process: ubiquinone biosynthetic process. The transcript is spliced from 6 exons. The record is from RefSeq and is a predicted model, not a curated record. Gene Ontology annotation, molecular function: 2-methoxy-6-polyprenyl-1,4-benzoquinol methyltransferase activity. Lineage: Eukaryota; Metazoa; Arthropoda; Insecta; Hemiptera; Delphacidae.